Daucus carota subsp. sativus is the source of this 2668-nucleotide messenger RNA. RefSeq lists its product as uncharacterized. The transcript has 8 exons. The coding region runs from base 395 to 2500 and encodes 701 amino acids. The record is from RefSeq and is a predicted model, not a curated record. NCBI's taxonomy places the organism in Eukaryota, Viridiplantae, Streptophyta, Magnoliopsida, Apiales, Apiaceae. Gene Ontology annotation, cellular component: nuclear pore.
UGACUUUGACACAGUAGAUUUGUAUAAUCUAGAGGAGGAUCAUUAAUACUCACUUUACAACUUUUCCUUAUUAGCCACAAGAAACCAUACAGAAACACCACAUUUAAUGCAUUUAUAAUUAUUUACGACUGAUUUGAGAGAGAGAGAGAGAGAGAGAGAGAGAGAGAGAGUGAAGUUGCAUAGUGGAGCAGAAAAUCCGGGAAACUUGUGUUGAAUCGUGGGCAAGUGGAGAGGGGGACGUGAUGUCCGAAAGGUUAGAGGAUCAUCAGAGAUUUAAGACACGAGGAAUCUGCGAAUACAACAACCUUUUUUUCAACUUGUUUUUCAUUACACAACAGGACUACUAAAUCCAAGCUUGUCUGAGGACGGAUCUCGAGAUUAAGAAUUUUAUCAGAUGGUUGAAAAAGAUAGCAAGGAAGCUGCAAAUCGUCCUCCCUCUAAUGUUGUGGACAGAGAUCCAUUGGAGGGGAAGGAAGAAGAUGAGUAUUCCGAUACGGAGAUGACAAAUGAAUCGUUGUCCUCUCAUGGAGGUUCACAGAUAGCUGACGAUGAUAAGAUUGAAAGGGCGCCUAAAGUUACAAAAAAGCCUGUUAGGAAGGAAGCUUCUAAUGGCGUUAAAGGCCAAAAAGCACCAAGAGCAAAACCUCAGUGGGGAGCAAAUAAUUCAAAGGUUAAGGCAACGCUUAACACUCCAAAAAAAUCCACUAACCUUAGUCGAGCAAAUUCUAAAGAGGCUGCCAAAAUGUUGUCUGAUAAUGAUUCCAAGAACAUGAAGGUUCAUCCAAACCCUUCAUCAGAACCCUCUGCAGGAGUUGGUGUCGCACCUCUUGAAGAUGUGAAGGAAGCUGAUGUCUCAGAUGAGGCCUUAAAUGGUGCUCGUAGUACUGGGAGCGAUGAUGAAACUAGCAAGCAAGAAGACAAUGAGGCUUUGAAUUUAAAAAUUGAAAUAAUGGAAAGCAGAAUUGAGAAACUUGAAGAGGAGCUCAGAGAAGUUGCUGCCCUAGAGAUGUCUCUGUAUUCUGUGGUACCAGAGCAUGGUAGUUCAGCUCACAAGGUGCACACACCAGCUCGACGCCUUUCUAGGCUCUAUAUUCAUGCUUGCAAACAUUGGGCUCAAGAUAAGAGGGCAACAGUUGCUAAAAACACUGUCUCGGGCCUUGUAAUGAUCGCAAAGGCUUGUGGUAAUGAUGUCUCAAGAUUAACUUUCUGGUUGUCAAACACUGUUGUACUGCGGGAAAUCAUCACUCAAACAUUUGGCAGUUCUUGUCAGUCGACUUCGCUUGCCAAAAUAUCUGAGUCUAAUGGAGCAGGCAAAAAAAGUGAUGACAAGUCUUUGCAACUGAAAUGGAGGGCCACUUCUGGUUCAAGCAGUAAACAACUAAAUAAGAACUUUAUGGAAUUCAUUGAUGAUUGGCAAGAAACAAGGACCUUUACGGCUUCGCUUGAGAAAGUUGAAUCUUGGAUUUUCUCCAGAAUUGUUGAAUCAAUAUGGUGGCAGACUUUGACUCCUAACAUGCAAUCUCCAGUCGUGACCUCUGGAAAAAAGUCCACUGGCAUGCAGGAGAAUAAUUCUGUCAAUUUGUGGAGAAACGCAUUUCAUGAUGCUUUUAAGAGACUCUGUCCUCUUCGAGCAGGGGGGCAUGAAUGUGGUUGCCUGCCAGUGUUGACAAGAAUGGUAAUGGAACAAUGUGUAGCUAGACUUGAUGUAGCCAUGUUCAAUGCCAUUCUGCGUGAGUCAGCCCACGAGAUUCCAACAGAUCCUAUAUCAGAUCCUAUAGUUGAUUCGAAAGUCUUACCUAUUCCGGCGGGGGAUCUGAGCUUUAAAUCUGGUGCACAACUAAAGAAUUCUGUUGGAAGUUGGUCCAGAUGGCUUAGUGAUUUUUUUGAAAUGGAUGUGGAUGAUUCUUUAACAGAAGAUCAAGAUAGCUCUGUAGAUGAUGUCACCCAUGGAGGAGAUGCUGAGCUGAAAUGUUUUCAUCUUUUAAACGCCUUGAGUGAUCUUUUAAUGCUACCAAAAGAUAUGCUUAUGGACCGCUCAGUUAGAACAGAGGUGUGUCCAUCAAUUGGUCUUUCUUUGCUAAAGCGUAUCCUCUGCAACUUCACUCCAGAUGAGUUCUGCCCUGAUCCAGUUCCAGGUGCUGUGUUGGAGGCACUAAAUGCUGAGUGUGUCAUAGAGCGUAGGGUGUCAGGAGAGACAUCAGGGGGAUUCCCAUAUUCUGCUGCUCAGGUUGUGUAUACACCUCCUUCUGCAGUUCAUGUUGCCGAAAAAAUCGCAGAAGUAGGUUGGAAGUCGAAAAUGAGCAGGAAUGCAUCCUCCGUACAGAGAAAAGGAUAUACAAGUGACGAGGAGCUGGAAGAAAUGGAUUCUCCUUUAACAUCUAUAGUUGAGAAAUUGCCUGCAUCUCCAGAUGAAAAUGGGAAUGGAAACAAGUCGGAUCAAAGAGGUUAUAGUUCUACAAACACAAGGUUUGGCCUUCUCCGCGAGGUCUGGUUAGCCUGAGCUUUCUCUGUCUAUUGGCGAGUUCCCUUCGAAAAAUAAGAUGCAAUGUCACAAGUAUAAAUAUAUGACAUUCUAUAUAAUGUAACCGAACCGGCAUAUUGUAUAUUAAAGUUCACCUGUAUGAUAAGAGUAUAUAGAGAAUGCAGUAAAACUGUAUUAUGAUUUCAA